Molecule: messenger RNA, 3807 nt
Organism: Closterium sp. Naga37s-1
Lineage: Eukaryota; Viridiplantae; Streptophyta; Zygnematophyceae; Desmidiales; Closteriaceae
Source: the annotation of a GenBank genome assembly
AUGGGGGACGGAGAUGAGGGGGAGGAGGAGGAAGAAGAGGAUGAGGAAGAGGAUGAGGAUGAGGAGGAGGAAGAGGAGGAAGAGGAGGAAGAGGAAGAAGGAGAAUAUGAGGAGGAUGAAGAGGAAGAGGGGGAGGAGGAGGGAGAGGAGAGAGGAUGGAAAAGGAAAGAGACUGGGAUGAAGGUCGACGGGGAGGGUGCUGCUGACAUGGCAAAGUUAAAGGUGGCGUGGCUGAUUGAUGAGCUGGCGGUGCUGCGGCCGGCAGCGAUCGUGAAGCUGCUGAACGCGCAGCGGGCGUGGAUAGGGAUGGAGCACGUUGAGGGGGUGGUGAGAGGGCUGCUGGAGAGAAAGGAGACUCUGCGUGCAAUUCGGGCGCUCAAGUGGGCGCGCCAAACCGCCUUCUAUGCACCCAUCCCCGCCCUCUAUGCCGACCUGCUCUCAUCUCAACCCCUGUCCCUUGCCUUUCUUCCUCCUCCACCCCAACUUUCUCCCCCCCCCACUCUCCUUCUCCAGGCGCUCAAGUGGGCGCGCCAAACCGCCUUCUACGCCCCAAUCCCUUCCCUCUACGCCGACCUGCUCGACGCAGCAACGGCCAAUCAGCACGUGCCACGCGCGCAGGAGCUUUUCGACAUGAUGCUGGCCCACGGGCUGGUGCCCCCUAGAAGAAACUACGAGGGGCUAAUCAGAAUGUUCUUAAGAGAAAGCCGGCGGUUGCAGGAGGGGAAGGGCCCGAGUGGGGAAGGGGAUGAGGAAGAUGGAACCGGAGGGGUACUUGUCGGUCGAGAGGGGAGCAGCGCGGUGGAGAGCGGUGGAGAGCCUGGGAAAGGGCCAGGGGGGUUCAAGGGGUUUAAGGAGAUGAAACAGGCUGAGAAGGCGGCGGCAGAGGUGGAGAGGGGUUGGGAGGUGUACCGGCAGAUGAAGCAGUUUGCGGAGCUCACUCCCAGCAGGGCCGUACAGGAGGAGAUCUGGGCAGCACUGACCGGAGGAGGUGUGACUCUCAGGGGCAGCUCUGGGCGACACUUGGUGAAGGCUGAAGAGUUGCUGAGAGACAUGGAGGCUGGGGAGGGGAUGGGGGACGGGGAGGGGGGAGGGGAGGGGGAAAGGGAGGGGGAAGCGGAGGGGGAAGGGGAGGGGGGAGAAGAGGGGGAGAAGGAGAAGGAAGGGGUGCGUUUGGCUAGUGAUUCGCGUGUUCGUGCCGCCCGGUAUGCACUACUGUUGCGCCAUGCCGGCCUUGCAGGUGACGUGGCACGCACCGAGAAUCUUCUGUCACAAAUGCGGGGGGCUGGACUACCGCCGAGUUCCGCCGCCCUCGAAGCGCCAGUUGUCGCGUGCGCAUUGGCUGGAAAGCGGAGGAAGGAUUGGGAGGGAGGGGGGGUGGGUGGGGGAAAGGGAGGUAAGGAGGGGAUGAAAGGGGGAGGGGGAGGAGAAAGGCUGUUGAGUUUGGCGGAGAGAGCUGAAAAGGGGAUUGGAGAGCUUGAGUCGGAAGGUUUUCUGCCCGGGCAGGUGGUGCUGACGGCACUGAUGGAAACUUACAACCACGCCGGGCAGCACGAAAAAGUUUUGCAGGUGUGGCCGAGAGUGGUGGAGGCUGGUAGCAAGUUUUUUAAAAGGGUGAAGAGCGAUACUGGGAAGGCGGAGGGCGAAGAUGAGGAAGGGGAGGAGGAGGAAGGAGGAGGAGGAUUGGAGGGGGAGGAAGGGAAAUUGGAUGGGCGAGGGCAGGGGGCACGUGAUAAAGUAGCAGAGGGCACAGCGGUGAUGGUGAGAGCUUAUAACGCGUUUGUGGAGGGGUUGGUGGGUGCAGGUGAGAUGGGGAGGGCGGAGGAGGUGGUGGGGGAGAUGGCAGCUGAGGGGAUCCCUGGGUUGCACCUGAGGGAGGCUUAUCUGUCACUGCUGAGGGGGUAUGUGCGGAUGGGAAGGGUUGGGGGAGGGGGAGGGGGAGGGCACAGAGAAUCUGGAAAGGAAUCGGAUUUGGGAGGGGGAGAGGGAGGAGGAGUAGUGGAGGGGAUGGGGCAGCGAUUGGGUAUGGGAGAUGGUGGGGAAGAGGAGUGGAAGGGAGGGGAGGGUAGGGAAGAGGCAAGGAAGGCUUUGGAGGCAGUGGGUGGGUGUUUCCGAACCAUGAUUCAGGCUCGGUGCGAGCCGAACCAGGAGGCUUGGAACCUGUACAUCCGGGCGUUGAUUCAGGCGGGGGAGAUUGGAGAAGCUAUGAAGGUGUACAGAGCGAUGCAGAGUGGUGAAGAGGCGACCAAGAAGAGAAAGGAGAAAGGCAAGGGUGGGGGGAAAAAGAAGGGGAAGGGGGUAGCGGUGGGUGCAGGGAUGAGCGCAGAGGGGGGUGAGGGGGUGGGUGAAUCAGGGAGGGUUACGGUGAUUGGGUCGGGUUUGGAAGGAGGUUUGGUAGUCAGGUUCGGGCCGAACCAGGAGACGUACAACAUGGUGAUAGCUGCUGCUGGUGCAGCUGGUGAUGUUGACAUGGUGCGAUCCGUCUACACCGAUUUGAGAGGCGGCAUUCCUCUCGCAGCCCGUGCUCCUCCUGCUGCUUCUGCUGCUGCUUUCGAGGUAGGGGACACAGAGGAAGAGGGGGAAGAAGAGGGAGGAGAGGGAGAAUCAGGGGGGGCAAUGGUGCGAAGCGCGCCUGCAAAGCUUAAAGCCCGGCUACUCGGUCCAGCGAGACAAGCCGCCCUGCGAGCGGUCGGCAGGCGGCGUCUGCUAGCGGAUGAGUCCGCAGGGCUGAAGCUCUCGCAGGAGCAGCGGCAGAUCUUAUCUGGGCUGAUCCUCGCUGGCGCUGACGUGGCGAGCGAUGAUGGGGCCGCGACGGCGGCGGUGCGGUUUGCAGUGGCGGCGGGGGAGGAGAGGAGGGAGCGGGUGAUAGAGCACCUGUAUGAGUUGUUUGGGGAGUGGGCUGUUGGACCUAUCGUGGAGGAGGAAGUGAGUGUGGAUGGGGGUGGGGAGGAGGGUAGUGGGGACGUGAGUGGGGAGGCGGUUGGAAGGAUGGUGGGGAGGGAGGAAGGGGAGGAAGGGAGUGAAAGGGAGGAGGGGGGGAACGGGGGGAGAGAGAGCGAGGAGGGUGACUGGAAGGAGCAGGCAGUGGAUAAUUCCAGGGAGAUGGGCAGCAUGGGCAGCACGGGCAGCAUGGGCAGCUCGGGCAGUACAGUGGGCAGGAGGCAGCGAGUGCUGACGUUCAGCACGGUGCCGCACGCCUCCCUGGUGUUCUACCUGCACCAGUACCGCCCUGAGAAGCAGGACGGGCGGGCCGUGGUGCCUCGUCUCGUGCACAAGUGGCUCACCCCGCGUGCCCUCGCCUACUGGUACAUGUAUGCCGGUCAACGUGGUCAACCCAGUCAACGGGGAAAGCAAGGUCAGCCCGGAGGGUCGAUAAUUCUGGAUGCGGGGAUGUACCAGGCGAAGGAGGUGGCGCUUAUAGUGAAGGCGCUUAAAGCGAGGACGAUUGACUGUGCACAGAGCAAGAGGGGGAAGGGGAGCAAAGGGCAGCGUGCUGUGAGAUUCUCGGGCCCCUCGGCUCAGUUCCUGUGGAAGUUCAUGGAGCCGUUUGUGUUAGAAGAAGUCAAGGAAGAGUUGAACCCUGUGGGUGGAAAUCGGAGCGGAGGAGGGAAAGGGAAGGGAGGGAGAGUGGGAUUGGGGAAGUUCAAUGUGGGGGAGGGAGGGGUGGUGGUGGGUGAGGAGAAGUUUGUGGGCGGUGCAAAGGGUGUGGCAAAGGAGGAGGCAAGGGAGAGUGAGGAGGAUCGGCGGGAAGGUUGGGUGAGCCUGACUCGAGCAGUGAAGGAGGCAAAGCAUGGAGGUUACGAUGGUUGA